Messenger RNA from Orussus abietinus, 1272 nucleotides. RefSeq names its product short transient receptor potential channel 4. The transcript has 7 exons. Gene Ontology annotation, molecular function: store-operated calcium channel activity; inositol 1,4,5 trisphosphate binding; protein binding. Bases 1 to 1272 code for a protein of 423 amino acids. Gene Ontology annotation, biological process: calcium ion transmembrane transport; manganese ion transport; regulation of cytosolic calcium ion concentration. The record is from RefSeq and is a predicted model, not a curated record. Gene Ontology annotation, cellular component: membrane; cation channel complex. Lineage: Eukaryota; Metazoa; Arthropoda; Insecta; Hymenoptera; Orussidae.
AUGGCGGAGCCCCUCGCCGACGAGGACGACGACGUCGAAGGGCGGCACGGCCCUCCGCUCUCGGCGUUCCCCGCGGCCGACAAGGAGUUCUUCGACUUCGUCGAGAACGGCUCCGUGGACGACGUGCGGAACUUUCUCGACGCCAAUCGCGACUUCGACAUCGACGUCGUCAACUUCCAAGGCCUGAACGCGCUCUACGUCGCCGUCCAGGAGAAGAACGUGGGGAUGGUCGAGUUCUUGCUCUCGCGAGACAUCGACGUCAAGGACGCCGGGCUGCACGCCGUCCGGGUGAACGAGCCCAGGAUCGUCGUCAUGAUUCUCGACAAACUCAACGCCGUGACGCCGGCCGGGGAGUACGUCGGGGUGUCGGGCAGCUCCGACUUCCCGGACGACACGACGCCCCUCGUGGUCGCCGCCCAGAGCGGCCACUACGAGAUGGUGAAGCUCCUCCUCGACCGGAAACACCGGAUCGCCAAGCCGCAUCCUCCCAGCUGCAACUGCGAGGAGAUCUGCAAGCCUCAGCGGGCCGCCGAGGACACCCUGACGCUCACCAAGAAGCGACUGAAUCUCUACAGGGCCGUCGCCAAUCCCGCCUACAUCUGCCAAACGUCGGAGGACCCCUUCCUGGUGGCGUUCGCGCUGACCAAGGAGCUCGACCGGGCCGCGUCCUACGAGAGCGAGUUCUACUAUCAGUACAAGAGUCUCUCCCAGGAGAUUCGCAAGUUCACCGGCGAGCUGAUCGGCUUCGCGAGGACCGCCAGCGAGGUCGAGGCCGUGCUCAAGCGAUCGAACGGGGUCCCGGGACACUCCGCCAAGUUCUUCUACCCGAGGCUCCUCCUCGCCAUGGACUGCAAGCAGAAGGAGUUCGUCGCCCACCCGAACGUUCAGCAAGUCAUCUCUUCCCACUGGGUCGGCGACUGGUACGAGUGGAAGAUCAGGUCGUCCUUCGGGAAGGUCUUCACCGUCCUACCUCGCGUCCUCCUGCUGCCGGUCGUCGUCGCCGCGAUCCUGCUGGCGCCCAAUUCCGGAAGGUCGAAACGUUGGCAGACGCCGAUCAACAAGUUCCUCUCCUUCAUCGCGAGCUACGUCGUCUUCCUGGUGUUCGUCUUCCUGCAGUCGAACGUGGACAAGACCAACCAGACCCGGGGACCGCCCAGCAGCGGUUACGAGGCGUUCCUGGUCAUCUACGUGGCCUCGUACGCGUGGUCGGCGUUCCGGCUCUGCGUCAUCUACGGCCUCCGGCGGUACCUGAGGACGUACUGGAACUGGUAA